CAAUCCCCAUCUUCAGUCGUACGGGGGGCUCGUCGUCCCUGCUGUAAGUCGGUCACUUCCCAUCUUCACGAUCUUAAAUAGAUCUCUUGAGCCCUCCUUGAUCUCUCAGUCUGACGCUUCGUCUCUUCCUAAUCUACCAGACUGCCAGAUUUCUCAUCGGUGCUGUGGCUACAAAGAAGGAACUCGUCGAGUCAUCGCUUCUUUUGGUUUAUGUUACACAUCGUCGGUGGAGUUUUCUCGUCGCCAGUCGGUCACGGAGUCGAUUGUUGAGGUUGCUAUGGAGUCAACUUUCGCCGCAGAUUCCCUUUCUUAUUGGGAUUUCACUGUUGUCAUCCUUCUCCGCCCUCUCCUUGCCAUCGGAUUUGUCCUCUUCUUAAUUUCUUUGGGCUGGUUGCUGGCAUGGAAACUAGUCCUAGUACACGUUCCUUUGGUGCAAGAGAUUUUUGGUCUCAAGAAAAAACCUGACAAAUCUAAACCACCAACUCGUCGUCUAUCUAAAUUGUGUAAUACCAGUAAUGCCCAAAAGUCUCAAUAGCUUUGGGAUGAUGACUUUUCUGUCUCUAGUCUGUUUUUAACGCUUAUCCACUUGUUACUCAAACAUGACAUUGUAUUGUUCAGUUGAUUACUGAACCCGACAAUUAUUUUGUGUAUAGGUGGUUCCUCAUCUAGAGUCUAGUUUGCGAUUUCCUUGUGUUUUUAACAUACUUUGGUUAAAAAUAUCAGAUUCUGCAGGGUUAGCAGUUCUGGUUUUGUGUAUCAUUUCUGAAGGACUUGAAAUGGUUCGAAAGCUCAUUUUAUAGUCUGCA
Prosopis cineraria is the source of this 806-nucleotide messenger RNA. RefSeq lists its product as uncharacterized. Lineage: Eukaryota; Viridiplantae; Streptophyta; Magnoliopsida; Fabales; Fabaceae. Bases 278 to 535 code for a protein of 85 amino acids. The record is from RefSeq and is a predicted model, not a curated record. The transcript has 3 exons.